ACAAGUUCUAACCAUCCCCUCACCUCCGCGGCAACCCCCAGCCGAACCCUAGAGGCUUGAGGCCUAAAUCUUUUCCUUUCUCCGGUCCAUGGUCCAUCCAUUUCGAUCACGAAGUGAAUCGGACUCGGAGAGUGUGACAGAGAGAAAUUGAUUCGAGCUACGAUGUCUGCUCUCGUUCGAUUUUCGAGAGCGGCGAGGUCGAAGCUUAGAUGCAAUCUUCUUCGUCAUCCCUAUCCAUGCAUCCGUCCUUCAUCUGUGCUUGGCGUUGAUGCAUCCCUCCUUCAUCUGUGCCUGGACGAGCGCAGUUUCUGUUCACAAUCUCGACACGACAAUCGAGACGGUGGCAUCGAUCUGAGCCAAUACUCGCCGGAAAAAAUCCGAAACUUCUCCAUCAUCGCUCAUGUCGACCAUGGCAAAUCGACGCUUGCAGAUCGGCUUUUGGAGCUCACGCAGACCAUCAAGCGGGGGCACGGGCAGGCGCAGUACCUCGACAAGCUUCAGGUAGAAAGAGAGAGAGGUAUAACGGUCAAAGCACAAACAGCAGCUAUGUUCCAUCGGCAUUCAUUUGGUCAUCCUGAUGCAUGUGACUCGCAAACUGCACCUUGUUUUUUGUUAAACCUGAUAGACACCCCUGGUCAUGUGGAUUUUAGCUAUGAAGUAUCAAGAUCACUCGCAGCUUGCCAGGGUGCACUUUUAGUUGUUGAUGCUGCUCAGGGAAUUCAAGCACAGACAGUUGCUAAUUUUUAUCUUGCCUUUGAAUCAAACUUAAGUAUUAUCCCCGUGAUAAACAAAAUUGAUCAGCCUACUGCUGAUCCAGAUCGUGUUAAAGCUCAGUUGAAGUCCUUGUUUGACCUUGAUCCUAAAGAUGUCCUUUUAACUUCUGCAAAAACUGGACAAGGGCUUGAGCAAGUCCUGCCUGCUGUUAUAGAGCGUAUACCUCCUCCCCCUGGAAAAUGUGAUUCACCUUUGCGAAUGCUUUUGUUAGAUUCUUAUUAUUAUGAAUACAAAGGUGUAAUCUGCCAUGUUGCUGUGGUUGAUGGCACUUUACGCAAAGGGGACAAGAUUGCAUCUACUGCAACUGGUCAGAGUUAUGAAGUGAUAGAUGUUGGAAUAAUGCAUCCUGAGCUUACACCAACUGGAAUGCUUUUCACUGGACAAGUUGGUUAUGUUGUUAGUGGCAUGCGUUCUACAAAAGAGGCACGUGUUGGUGAUACGCUUUAUCAUGCCAAAAGUGUUGUAACUCCUCUUCCAGGUUUCAAGCCUGCAAAACACAUGGUUUUUUCAGGCCUUUAUCCGGCUAAUGGAUCUGAUUUUGAAGCCCUUAAUCAUGCAAUAGAGCGAUUAACUUGCAAUGAUGCUAGUGUGUCAGUUGCCAAAGAGUCUAGUACUGCACUUGGCCUGGGGUUCAGGUGUGGGUUUUUAGGUUUACUUCACAUGGAUGUCUUUCAUCAGCGGCUUGAACAAGAGUAUGGAGCUCAGCUCAUAUCGACAGUACCAACUGUACCUUAUAUAUUCGAGUAUUCGGAUGGCAGUAAGGUACAAGUUCAAAAUCCUGCUGCACUGUCUUCAAAUCCUGGAAAGCGUGUUACUGCUUGCUGGGAACCUUCUGUUAUUGCUACCAUUAUUAUUCCUAGUGAGUAUGUUGGGCCUGUAAUUACACUUUGUUCAGAAAGGAGAGGAGAGCAGCUCGAAUAUUCAUUUAUUGACAGUCAGAGAGCACUUAUGAAGUACCGACUGCCACUAAGGGAAAUUAUUGUGGACUUCUACAAUGAAUUGAAAAGUAUAACAUCUGGAUAUGCUACAUUUGACUAUGAGGAUUCUGAGGUGUAACUCCUUGUUCCUCCCGCUGUCAGGCUCGACUAGGUGAGGAACGAAGGAGAGAGAGAUCCCUCCCCUUUAAAUAGGAGGUGAGCCUCUAUUAAGGGAAAUAAAUUUUAAUUUUUGUAUUUAUUUAAUAUAAAUUAUUUCCAUUUAAUAUACUACCAAAUAUGAUAUCAUCAUAUUUGGAAUACUUACUAGUUAUUUCCUUAAUUCAUAUCAACAAACAAGGAAGUAGAUUAGGAUUUCCUUAAAUUAUAAUAACAAGUAAGGAAAGAAAAUCAAUUCCUAACUUAAAUAUUUGAUGUGAUUACAUUUCUCCCCUCCUAUAGGAAAUUUGGUCCCCAAAUUUAGCUUACCUUAAUAGAAUAGAUGAGGAUACUGCUCUUGCAUAUCUUCUUCUCUUUCCCAUGUUGCCUCUUGGUCUGAAUGGUGUUGCCAACAAAUCUUUACCAAAGGUAUAAUUUUGUUCCUUAGAACAUGUUCUUUUCUUUCCAAGAUCUGGGUUGGUUGUUCUCUAAAAGUGGCAUCAUCUCGUAAUUGUAGAGGUUGGUAAGAUAUGACAUGUGAUGGAUCCCUGAUAUAUCUUCGAAGCAUAGACACAUGAAAUACAUUAUGGAUACUAGCUAAAGCUGGGGGCAAUGCCAAUCUGUAUGCUACAGGCCUAACCUUUUGUAAGAUCUCAAAUGGGCCAAUAAAUCUUGGGGCUAACUUUCCCCUUUGACCAUACCUCAUAACUCCCUUGGUUGGCGACACCUUUAAGAAGAUGUGCUCACCAAUUUCGAACUCUAGAUCUCUUCGUCUUCGAUCUGCAUAACUUUUCUGACGACUUUGAGCUGUUAAUAAUCUUUGGUAUAUAAUUCGAAUAUUAUCAACAUCUUUUUGAAUUAAUUGAGGCCCCAAAAGCUUCCGUUCUCCCAUCUCAUCCCAAUAUACAGGUGAUCUAUACUUUCUUCCAUAAAGAGCUUCAAAUGGAGCCAUCUGUAUGCUAGAGUGGUAACUAUUAUUAUAAGAAAACUCAAUUAGAUGCAAGUACAUAUCCCAACUCCCACCAAAGUCUAAAGCACAUGCUCUUAAGAGAUCUUCAAGAGUUUGUAUUGUCCUUUCAGAUUGGCCAUCAGUUUGGGGGUGAAAAGCUGUACUAAAUUUUAACUGCGUGCCCAAAGAUUUUUAUAGACUUCCCCAAAAUUUAGAGGUGAAUCUUG
This is a messenger RNA of Musa acuminata AAA Group (dessert banana), 3023 nucleotides long. RefSeq names its product translation factor GUF1 homolog, mitochondrial-like. The transcript is spliced from 9 exons. The record is from RefSeq and is a predicted model, not a curated record. Gene Ontology annotation, cellular component: mitochondrion. The coding region runs from base 163 to 1830 and encodes 555 amino acids. Gene Ontology annotation, biological process: positive regulation of translation. Gene Ontology annotation, molecular function: GTPase activity; mitochondrial ribosome binding; GTP binding. NCBI's taxonomy places the organism in Eukaryota, Viridiplantae, Streptophyta, Magnoliopsida, Zingiberales, Musaceae.